CUCCCCGCCGCGCGGGGCAUGCUGGGAGUUGUAGUCAGCUCCGCGGGGCAGCCCCAGCUACCCUAUAGGGUGUCACCGCCGGCGGGAACUACACGGCGGAACGGGCGGAGCGGCGGCUUCCGGGAGGAGCAUGGACCGGUUCGUGGUGCGCAAGGCCCGCUGCCCGGAGAGCCCCCGCCGGGCCGGGCCGGCCCCCCGCGCGUACCGGCAGGCAACCCUCGAGUCCCUCAAGGCAGUUGUGGUCGUGGAAGACAUAAAACGAUGGAAAUCUAUGCUUGAGCUUCCUGGACAACCAAAAGAGAAUCUGAUUGAAGCUUUGGAGGAGCUGAAGAAGAAGAUACCUUCCAAAGAAGUGCUACUUUCAACAAAAAUAGGUCACACAGUGAAUAAGAUGCGCAGGCAUUCGGAUCACGAGGUGGCCAGCCUUGCCAAAGAGAUUUACACAGAGUGGAGAACUUUCAUCAAAGACCAUUCAAACAAGCCCUCAAUAGAGGUCAGGAGCGAUCCCAAGACUGAGGCUUUCAGAAAGAACGCACGGAAGCUGCUUUGUGAAGCCCUGGUUCUAGAGAUUGAUCACCCACUGGCUGAAAAUAUUGAGCGAGAAGCUUUUCACCUCUCUUCCCGUCUCAUUAGCGCUCCGUAUCGCAGGAUGGUGCGAGCUCUUGUCUUCUCAUUAAAGCACAAACCUGAAAUCCAAGCAGAAGUCAAGGCUGGCACACUCACUGUCCCUGCGUUCGUGAAGAGCCAUAAAAAGUGAGGUGUUGUGCUUGAUCCCGAGUGAGAACUUCGUGUGCCUACAUCUCUGUUGUGGAACUAGGAGCCCUUUCUGUCGCGAGGGGAGUGCAGACAGUGCUGACAGUGUGACUCACAACCUGUUCAUGUUCACAUGAACAGGGCUGCUGAAGACAAGAACUACUAAUGAUGAAAGUGGUGCUGUAAGUCUGACUUGGCCUGUUGCAAGGAAAGUUUGUUCUAUUCUCCUGUGUAUUUCCCUGCUACAAAACCAUUCUUGCUGACUCAGCUGUUUCUCACUUCCACCCAUUUGUCAUACCUCAGUUUAGCUCCAUCCCUCAUGUGGAUCUGCAGGUGUAAUCAGCUGAAUAUAGCAUAAAAGAGCAGCUCUGUGCUGUGCUGGUAGGAAAUACUGGGAAUUCAGGGUAAUUGGUCCAUGGGAAAGAUUCCUAGUGGAUAACUGCAAACUCCAGUUAACCCUAGAUCAGCCACAUCUGCUGUAGCUGGGCCCUGCCAGUGGCAAGAGCUAACUGUUUUGCCAAGCUGGGUGAUUUCCCUUUGCUACAUUCCAGAGUUGGAUGCAAAAUGGGUUUUGGUAACUUGCUAUCCAUUAUUGCAUAGGCUCAGUCAUCCUGUGAUUGUGGGCAUUUUUAAAUCCCUGGAAUGAAAUCAACAUGCCCUGGAAUAUAGGUGCUAUCUAACGUGUCUGCUGUUUAACAAGCAGCUCACUCAGACUUCCAUACCUCACUAAUGAUUUAAAUGUGGUGCUUGUUCUUACUGUAAUGUGAAAAAAGAAACUUGAAAUGAAUUUUCUAAAUAAAAUUAGGUUAUAAAAAAUAUAGUCCUUUGAAAGGCUUUUUUCCCCUAAAAGCAGCAUGAUUCAGAAUGAUUGGGUGAACAAACGUAAGCAAAACUAUUGUUUAAAUUUCUUCUAGUUAUUAAAAACUGGAAAUCUUGCCUCUCAUACUUGCUCUGAUUUCUUUAGUGCCACAAGUGAUCUUGUUCUCCAUAAGCUAUUAUUAAGGCUGUGACAGGCAUGGUGUUUCUCUGCUGUUAGGUAAUAAAGUGCUCCCUGUUUUCUGUGUGUGUAUGCACACAAGGGACUGGUCACAAACAUUUAUCUCAGUUAUCAGGGUAGACAGAACAGAGUAUGGGGAUGAGUGAAACCUGCCUGUUCACCAUCAUAAGAAUUGAAGUCUUAAUAUGCUAUAAGGAAGCAUCUUAUGAUGGUUGUGGUUGGCACUCCUGUCACUUAAGGAUGAAUAACAUGGGAAAACUAUGAAUUAGUCUUUAUUCAGACCUUCACCCUAACCCCUGACUGACUCAUGUGGACCUGAUAAAUAGUUGUUUUCUUCUGUGGCCACUAGAAGCUAAAGAAACACCCAAAACUCACCUAAGGUGUUGAACUCCAUAAACUGAAUUAGACAACUGCAGGUUCUCUUAAAACCAUCUAAACCCUGUUGUGUUUGCUUGGGCCAGUGCCAGAAAGCCCAUUUUGUCCUGUACAUAUUGUGAAGGUACGUUCAGAGAGCUGGCUUCUCUGAACACAGCAGUGCUCUGGUGUGCAGACAUUUCAUCUGAGGGAAGUUAAGUGUGUUGGAGACAGUAUGAGAGAGAAACUGUCAGAUAUAUGGGAGGUGACUACAUGAAUAAUAUGUCAAUAAAGACUUAACAGUUGGUGACCAGGCUGUAGCAAGA
This is a messenger RNA of Pezoporus flaviventris, 2430 nucleotides long. It is a transcript of the gene TCEANC2, whose product is annotated as transcription elongation factor A N-terminal and central domain containing 2. Gene Ontology annotation, biological process: DNA-templated transcription. The record is from RefSeq and is a predicted model, not a curated record. Lineage: Eukaryota; Metazoa; Chordata; Aves; Psittaciformes; Psittacidae. The transcript is spliced from 4 exons. The coding region runs from base 131 to 757 and encodes 208 amino acids. Gene Ontology annotation, cellular component: nucleus.